Conger conger (European conger) is the source of this 2429-nucleotide messenger RNA. It is a transcript of the gene p2ry13, whose product is annotated as purinergic receptor P2Y13. Gene Ontology annotation, molecular function: G protein-coupled purinergic nucleotide receptor activity. Bases 48 to 1283 code for a protein of 411 amino acids. The record is from RefSeq and is a predicted model, not a curated record. Gene Ontology annotation, cellular component: membrane. The transcript has 2 exons. Gene Ontology annotation, biological process: G protein-coupled receptor signaling pathway; negative regulation of adenylate cyclase activity. NCBI's taxonomy places the organism in Eukaryota, Metazoa, Chordata, Actinopteri, Anguilliformes, Congridae.
AGUAAAGUACCGCAUGAUAGGACUUCAACAGAAAUUUGGGCUGAAUCAUGCACUUUCAUAUUCACACUAUUUCAAGUAAUGUGUACCAGAACAAGGACAGGACCACAGAACUUGAUUUGGUGCAGGCGAAGGAAGCUGAGAAAGAGUACAACAUACCAUAUUCAACACAUCGAUUUGGUGUUUUGUACACAGUAACAAAACCGGAACUUGAGCAACACCACAGGGUCAUGGCCAGCAUGAACGUGAGCCAGGGGAACUCGUCCAAGUGUGAUUUUGACAAAAGCGUGAUUUCGGUGGUUUUCCCCUGCCUGUACAGCCUGCUCUUCCUGGCAGCCCUGGUGCUCAACCUCCUGGCCGCCUGGAUCUUCUUCCAGAUUCCCAGCACCUCUACCUUCCUGGUGUACCUGAAGAAUGUGGUGGCAGCGGACCUGCUCAUGACGUUCACUGUGCUGGUGAAGGUGCUGAAUGACUUGGGCGUGGGCUCCUGGCGGCUCAGGGCCUUCUACUGCCGCUACUCCGCCGUGCUCUUCUACGCCACCAUGUACAUCAGCAUCCUGCUGCUGGGCCUCAUCAGCCUCGACCGCUACCUGAAGAUCGUCCACCCCCUGGGGAAGUCCGUCCUGCAGAAGGUAGGCUUCGGCCAGGGCCUGAGUGCCGCCGUGUGGGUAGUCAUGUUCUCGCUGGCGCUGCCCAACACGGUUCUGAGCAACAAGGAGCCGAUCCAAUCCUCAAAGCUCAAUUGCAUGGACAUGAAGAACAAGGCGGGCCUGGAAUGGCACGAGGGGUUCAACUAUUUCUGCCAGGUUUUGUUCUGGUGCACGCUGGUCCUGAUGGUGUUCUGCUACACGUUCAUCAGCAGGAAGGUUUAUGAGUCCAUCAGGGCCUCUCGCAGCAGCUCCAGUACCAGGACCAGACAGACCAAAGCCAAGGUGUUCAUUGUGGUGGUGGUGUUCUUCAUCUGCUUUGCGCCUUUCCACUUUGUCCGUGUGCCCUACACGCUCACUCAGACACGCAAUGCCAACUCCUGCUGGGUGAAGUAUCAGCUCUACAUCGCCAAGAAGACGGCGCUCUGGCUCUGUGCCACAAACAUAUGCUUGGACCCACUCAUCUACAUCUUCCUGUGCAGGAUGUUCCGCAGGAAGCUGACUGCCACUCUUAGGCGUAAACCACUCCCCCUGGGCAGUGCAGAGUACCCGACAGAAACUUCCACCAGACUGGAAAUGUCUUCUGUGGUGCAUAAUAAGCAUAUCGCAACAGAAGUAGAAAGAAACAUAAAUGACUAAAACUGAAAUCCAUACAAAAGAUUGUCAACAACAAAAACAGUCUUAGAACAUUAGGACACAUGUUGUAAAACAUUUCUGUUGAGAUUUCAGAAAAAGUUCCAAUAACAUAAACAUUUAAUAACAUUCCCUGAUGGUUAUCAUUUAGCCAUGAGAGGAACAUACUGUCGAUAAUAUACGUAUAAUUUUCAGGAUGUUAUUUUCAGAAAAUGUAAUUGAAAGAACAAAAUUGUUCACAAGAAUUGUAUUGGAUAAAAUGAAUAUGGAUUACAAUACACAUUUCUUUUACUGACAUAACCAAAAUGACUGACAUUUUGAAACAAUUCCUGCAUUGUCCCGAGUGACUUGAGCAACAUCUGUGAAACUAGACUGAGGUCAGCCAUGACCAGUUUCUUUCAGAGCUGGUUCCUAGAUAACACAUUACAUACCAUGUUACACAUUUUCUUAAGAUGCCAUUGCUCUGUAAUAUCCUGGAUUAUAUGGAAAGGCCACAUCACCACUCCCAUUCAAAAUAAAGUGAUAAAGUACUCUCACAGAGACUGAGAGUGACUGGCUGAAGUGGUCAUCCACACGAGAAACGGAAACACUCCACACACCUGUUGCUGUUCUCCUGAGUGAGGUACUUUACCUUAGCUUGUCUAGCUCUUUAAAUUAAUGAAUUCAUUCCAAAUUCCACACCAUGGUGUGAGAAUUGUAGACAGCAGUGUAUACAGUAGAUGUAUGUGUGUACUAUCUACAUCCCCAGCAGUGUGUGGACUGAUCUUGAUAUAUCGUCACCAUUUGUAAUAUGCCUACGAAACAUUGGCUUAAAAUGCAGACAAUCUGUUCUAUAAGUGUAAAAAGAUAUGUUCCGUAUAUUUCAGAUCAAUAUAUUGUUACCGUUUUCUCAUUUUAUCAUAUGCUUUAGUAUGCUUUGCCUAAGAUUUUCUCACAACCUGAAUAUACAAUAACAUAGAUGAAAGUAAAUCAACAUAUAGUACAAUAUGCCAAAAAAAAAUGUUUACUGUGAAAUACUCUUUUAAACAUGUACUCGAAGAUAUUUCUUGUGUGUAUUAAAGGACUGAUGUGGCCCAAUUUGGAUGCGAAUUGAGCCUUCUGGUUCUUUUGUGUGUGGAAGUCAGUCCACAUCUUCAUUAAAGUUUAAUUUUA